AUGAGGCUUGUUCAUGCUCCGGUUUGGGUACUCUUCAAAAAAGUUCCUUUCGAGCUAUGGUCUACUCUUGGUUUCAGUACUAUGGCAUCAGCAGUAGGCUUUCCGGUCCAUUAUGAAUUUCCUGCUAUCAAGCCUUAUUCCAACGGAGUUGUCAAACUCCGAGUUGUUAUUGAGUUGGAUAAACCUAGACCCUCCCUAGUCCGAGUGACAGACAAGCUGGGGAAUUCUGUUACUCUUCCGGUCGAAUUUCAAAAGUUACCUCCAAAGUGUGGUGGAUGCGGCGAACAUGGCCAUCUCCAUCUUCGUUGCCUGCAACCUGAUCAGAGUAAGAUAACUUUGGCUAUGGAUAAUCCUCCUUUCAUGGGUGUGAUGGCUUCCCCUCUAUCAGUUGCAAGAAAUUUGCCAAUAGUCAACUCGGCGGCUCAUUCUCCUCUGUCUAUUGAUCCCGCUAAGGCAGCAUCUCACGCCUCCUUGGCCAUAUCGUCUGAAAAAGGGUCUAGUUCCAAGUCGGCAUCGCAUGAGUUUGGUGGUUCUUAUAGACAGCGCAAGGUGGAAAGGAUUAGAAGCCUGCCGCUAAAUUACAAUUCGAUUUCGGGGCAUCUCUUACCCUCUGGGUGGCAAUAUGUGGCAAAGAGGUCGGAGGUUAUAAAAGAAAAAGCUUCCUCUUCUCAGAAAGUUGUUGUUCCUGUUACGGAUGCUAAAUUUGCAGAGGAGGAGGAAUUGAUAUCGGCGGCUCAAGCUAUUCUUCGAAAUAGACUUGCUAAUCUUGAGAGCAAUCCUCCGGCGCACUCCACUUCCUUAUCAAAAAAGCAGGCUCAGAGGAAAAUACGCCAGAAUCUAUAUAUGCUUUCACUCGGAUCUGAAGGUGAUCAAUUGUCUACUUCGUCAACCUCAGAUUCUCAUGGCGGUACAGAAUGCUUUAGUUUAGCUUCAGGCCUUAACGGCAAUGAACGGAUAGAUUUAGUUGUUGAUUGGAUACGGCUCAACCGUCCUCUUCUAGGCGGUUUUUUGGAAACACAUGUGCAGCAUGAAAAUUUACAAGGCAUUAUAAAUAUUGUGGUCCCUGGUUGGAGGUUUGAAGGGAAUUACUCAGUGGAUGCAGAUAAUAGUUGUAUUGUGGUGGUCUGGGAUCCUAUGUUGUCAGUCGUCAUCUAUUACACAUCGCCUCAGUUGGCUCUUUGUGGUGUGUUUAAUCCUCAGACAAGGCAAUCCUUUACAGCUGCUUUUGUCUAUGCUCGUAAUCGCAGAGAAGAAAGACUUGUGCUCUGGGACAAGAUCAAAGAGUUAGCUCAGUCUCGCAAUCUUCAACAAUCACCAUGGAUUCUUAUGGGGGAUUACAAUCAGAGUGUCACUCUUCCUAAGGCCAGAAAAAUUGAUAGAUCAUUGGUAAAUAAAGCAUGGCUGGAUCACUACCCUGAUUCUUUUGCUUAUUUUGACUCUCCUGGUUCCUCGGAUCAUACUCCGUGCCUUAUUUACUUGGCUAAUCAAUUGACGGAGAAGAAAUGUCGUUUUAUUUACUUCGACAUGUUCUCUAUGCAUCCUGAUUUCGAACAUUUGCUUAAAGAUGCGUGGACGAGAGACGUUGUUCACUCUUCACCUAUGUCAGUCUUAUAUCAGAGGCUUCGUUCGGCAAAAAUCUGCUGCAAAUCUCUUAAUAGAAACAGCUUUAGUAAUAUCCAGGCUCGAGCUAAGGAGGCUAAACAUCAGUUAGACCAGUUGCAGAUGCGCGCUUUAUCUGAUCCUUCUGCUCAGAUUUUUCAGGACGAAUCAGAGGCUAGACAAUCCUGGAUGUUUUAUGCCGCUGCUGAAGAGUCAUUUCUUCAUCAAAAGUCUAGGGUUAAAUGGUUAAGCGUGGGAGAUCUGAACACCGGGGUUUUCCACAAAGCGGUCAGAGCCAAUUUAUCUAGGAACGUCAUCCACUAUUUACUUGAUGCUGCAGACAGAAAGAUUUUCGACUCUGUUACCCUGAAGAACAUGACUUCUCAGUUCUACGAGUCACUGCUUGGUUCGGAAAACUCUGAAAUAAACCCUCUCUCGGUUGAUCAGAUCAAAUACAUCCAUCCUUUCAGAUGUCCGCAGGCGUUGGCAACUCAGUUAGUGGCUAUCCCAACAGAUUUAAAGAUCAGGGAUAUAGUUUUUGCUCUACCAAAGAACAAAGCGCCAGGUCCGGAUGGUUUCUCGGUGGAGUUCUUUGUUACUUCUUGGGACUUGGUGGGCUCAGACCUAGUAGCGGCCGUUAAAUAUUUUUUCGUCACUCCUGAACUCUCAAGGCAGGUCAAUUCGACGGUAAUUGCCCUCUUGCCAAAGGUAACAGGCGCUGCUAAUUUAUCUGAGUUUAGUCCAAUCUCCUUGUGCAAUACGGUCUACAAAGUUAUAUCAAAGAUUAUUGGAGCACGCUUCAAGCGUCUUACACCCCUGGUUGUUCAACGCAAUCAAGUUGGAUUUGUUAAAGGAAGAUUGUUAUGUGAGAAUGUUAUUUUAGCUUCAGAGCUAGUCUCAGAUUUCAACAAGCCUGGUACAACGUCUAGAGGAUGCUUGCAGAUCGACAUUACAAAAGCUUAUGACAAUGUUGACUGGAUUUUCAUGUUAAAUAUUUUAAAAGCCUUCGACCUGCCUCAGAUUCUCAUUCAGUGGAUCCCGGCUUGCAUCACUUCGCCUCACUAUUCAGUCGCUUUUAAUGGGGAGCUUGUUGGAUUUUUUCCCGGGAAAAAGGGUCUUCGUCAAGGUGACCCCAUCUCGUCCUCCUUAUUUGUGAUGGCAAUGGAUAUUUUGGCAAAAAAUCUUGAUGCAGCUGUUCGGGCGCGGCUCUUCAACACUCAUCCUAAGUGCCGGUACCCUCUUAUCACGCAUCUCUCCUUCGCAUAUGAUAUGCUUAUAUUUUUUGAUUGGAGUGAAGAGUCGGUUGCUGGCAUAAUCCAAGUUUUACAAACCUUUUAUAUGAGUUCUGGUCUGGGCUUGAAUAAGUCCAAAACUGGACUAUUUUUGGAUGGUUUCAAUAUUCCAGAAGCAAAGGCCAUGGCAGAUAAGUUUGGAUUUUCUCAAGGUUUGCUACCUGUCCGAUAUCUAGGGGUCCCGUUGAUGCCGCAUAGGCUAAGACCACAGGACUAUCAGCCUCUGAUUGAUAGAGUAAGGAAGAAGAUUACCUCUUGGACUAUAAGGAAUUUGUCUUUCGCAGGGAGGCUUGUAUUAAUUCAGUCUGUGUUGUAUGGAAUGUUUAACUUCUGGGCGUCUGUCUUUACACUACCAAAGGGUUGUAUAGAUGCUAUAGAAAGAUUGUGCAACGCCUUUCUUUGGAGUGGAGGACCAGACUCAGCAAGGAGAGCAAAGUCUGGUAACGAUGCUCUCUUCUGGCAUGAUAAUUGGACAGGCCUAGGACCUUUAAUUGAUAUAUCUGGAGCAAAUGGACCUCGUGUUUUGGGGAUCAGAAGCAUGGCUAAGGUUACAGAAGCGAUUCUGGUGAUUCUUGGGCUCUGCCUAGAGGUCGCCAUCGGAUCAUUCAGCUCAUCAAGGCUUGUUUGCCGGCUGAGCCUCCGGCUCCCGACAAGGAAUAGGCUUCGUCAAUGGAGUCCCGAGACAUCAGCGACCUAUCUUUGUGACUCCUCAGAUGAGAACCGUGAUCACCUGUUUCUUGGUUGCCCUUAUUCUCAAGAUGUUUGGAAUCAUUUUUUCAGACACUCUAAUUUCAACCUGCCUGCUGAUUUUGAGGCUAUCUUUCAGUGGCUUCCUUCAUCAUCUACAAAUCUCAAAGUUAGAACCAUAUGCAAUCUGCUUGUCCAAGCUAUCGUGUAUGCGUUAUGGAAAGAGAGAAAUUUAAGAUUGCAUACUUCCUCUAGUCGCCACUCUUUGCUUCUGGUCAAAGAGGUUAAAGUGAUCCUCAAAGCGAAGCUGUUUGGUAUAGACCGUUCUCCACCUAGGCGCAGCUUGCAACAGUCUACUUCCUCUUCAGAGACCUAUUUACAUGAGUGGUUUCACCACUUCGAUGUCUAA
Messenger RNA from Brassica oleracea var. oleracea, 3987 nucleotides. RefSeq lists its product as uncharacterized. Lineage: Eukaryota; Viridiplantae; Streptophyta; Magnoliopsida; Brassicales; Brassicaceae. Gene Ontology annotation, molecular function: catalytic activity. The record is from RefSeq and is a predicted model, not a curated record. The coding region runs from base 1 to 3987 and encodes 1328 amino acids. The transcript has 5 exons.